Molecule: messenger RNA, 7199 nt
Organism: Melopsittacus undulatus (budgerigar)
Lineage: Eukaryota; Metazoa; Chordata; Aves; Psittaciformes; Psittaculidae
Gene: SPAST
Product: spastin
Exons: 17
Coding region: 144-1985 (613 amino acids)
Cellular component (GO): microtubule cytoskeleton
Molecular function (GO): ATP hydrolysis activity; ATP binding; microtubule severing ATPase activity
Source: RefSeq, a predicted model, not a curated record
GCACUGGGGGCGACGGCGGGCGGUGUCUGAGGAGCGCCCUGCGCACUCCUCCCCCUGGGGCCGAACGAAAGGGGCGUCGCCGCCGCUGCCGCCAUGGCCGGUUGUUGUCAGUCCCUGGCAGUGGGUUAUGGCGACGGCGGUGAAUGAAUUCUCCGGGCGGCCGAGGGAAAAAGAAGGGCUCAGCCGGCUCCAGCUCCGCGCCUCUAGCCGCCGGGCCCUCGCCCUCGUCGCCGCCCGGGCCGGCGCCCCCCGUGCCGCCGGCGGGGGCGGCGGCGGCAGCGGCGUCCCCCCACAAGCGGAACCUGUACUACUUCUCGUACCCGCUCUUCGCCGCUUUCGCCCUGCUCCGCUUCGUCGCCUUCCAGCUCGGGCUGCUCUUCGCCUGGCUCUGCGAGCGCUUCUCCUGCGGCGCCCUCAUGGCCGCCAAGGGCAGUAGGGCCGGAGCCAGCGACGCGCCGGAGCCCGGCGGGGCGCCCGAGACGGUGCGGGCCUGCCACAAGCGGGCCUUUGAGUGUAUUUCCAUGGCGCUGCGCAUCGACGAGGAUGAGAGAGGACAAAAGGAACAAGCUGUUGAAUGGUAUAAGAAGGGAAUUGAAGAACUGGAAAAAGGAAUAGCUGUCUUAGUAAUUGGUCAAGGUGAUCAGUGUGAACGAGCUCGACGUCUGCAAUGUAAAAUGAGGACAAAUUUGGCAAUGGCCAAGGAUCGCUUGCAGCUCUUAGAGAAGCUGCAGGCAGUUUUGCAAAUUUCCAAGCCGCAAAUGGAGGUCUAUAAUGACAGUACUAACCUGGCAUGCCGCAAUGGACAUCUCCAGUCAGAAAGUGGAGCAGUUCCAAAAAAGAAGGAUCCCUUAACACACACAAGUAAUUCCCUUCCUCGUUCAAAAACUGUUGCAAAAACCGGAUCCACAGGCCUUUCAGGUCACCAUAGAACACCUAGCUACAGUGGGAUAUCAUCAUCUUCUGUCUCUAGACCAGCACCUAACCCUGCAGCUUCAGCUCACAAGGUUGCUCCUAAAAACAGUAGAACAAAUAAGCCUUCUACUCCUACCACUGCUCCUCGAAAAAAGAAAGACUUGAAGAUAUUUAGAAAUGUGGACAGUAAUCUUGCUAAUCUUAUCCUGAAUGAAAUUGUUGAUAGUGGGCCAGCUGUCAAAUUUGAAGAUAUUGCAGGGCAGGAACUGGCUAAACAAGCUUUGCAAGAGAUUGUUAUCCUUCCUUCUCUUAGACCUGAGUUAUUUACAGGACUCAGAGCUCCUGCACGUGGUUUAUUGCUGUUUGGCCCACCAGGAAAUGGGAAGACAAUGUUGGCCAAAGCAGUUGCUGCAGAAUCCAAUGCUACUUUCUUUAACAUAAGUGCAGCAAGCCUCACUUCAAAAUACGUGGGUGAAGGGGAGAAACUGGUGCGUGCUCUAUUUGCAGUAGCCAGAGAACUUCAGCCCUCUAUAAUAUUUAUUGAUGAAGUGGAUAGUCUUUUGUGUGAAAGACGAGAAGGUGAACAUGAUGCUAGUAGGCGUCUAAAAACAGAAUUUCUAAUAGAAUUUGAUGGUGUGCAGUCUUCUGGAGAGGACAGAAUACUUGUGAUGGGAGCAACAAACAGGCCACAAGAGCUUGAUGAUGCUGUUCUCAGACGAUUCACCAAACGGGUAUAUGUGUCUUUACCAAAUGAGGAAACAAGAUUGAUUUUGCUAAAAAAUCUUCUAAGCAAGCAAGGAAGUCCAUUGACCCAAAAAGAGUUGGCACAACUAGCUAGAAUGACAGAUGGAUACUCUGGAAGUGAUUUAACUGCAUUAGCAAAGGAUGCAGCGCUGGGCCCUAUUCGAGAACUAAAACCGGAACAGGUGAAGAACAUGUCUGCCAGUGAGAUGAGGAAUAUCAAGCUAUCAGAUUUCACUGAGUCUUUGAAGAAGAUAAAGCGCAGUUUGAGCCCUCAGACCCUGGAAGCAUAUAUUCGCUGGAACAAGGACUUUGGAGAUACCACAGUGUGAAACCCUACUUGAAGUGAAACAAAGUGCUGCCCAAGGAGCAAUUGCUACAGACUAUAGGAAGGCAGCCAGAGUUUACAGGACUUUACAGAUCUUUAAGUAUCUGCAUUAAAACUUGAGAUUAAGAAAAAAAUUAUACAAUGUGAAAUGUGAAAUGUUAAGCCUCCUUGCCAUUUAGUGAGGAUUUACACACUGUCAGUAAGAGCACAAUAGGAUGUGAGAUAAGGUUCCUAGCAAUCCAGUUAUGAUUUCAACAAUAAUAUGUAUUUUGUUUCAACUAGAAGGCACUGAUGAUAUUGAUUAUUGGCAGACCUUUUCCUUAUGUUGUGUUUGUGUGUGUUUGUUUUUAAUUUUGCCAUGACAUCUGAGUCUGGCUUUCUUCCUUCUAACUACUAACUUACAAUUGGAGGUUUGUAAACUUUGGUUCGGUUUUUGACUUUUUUUUUUAUCCUUAAUGUGCCAAAUAAACCAAUUUCCCUUUGCAGAAAGGAAGAACAGCACUGGGGAAUUAUGAUUAUUAAAAUGUAAAAAGCAGCUGGUCUGUUAUUAUUUGUCUUUUUAUUUAGUUGGCAUGUGGCUGUAUUGUUCACAGAAUAGUUUUGAAGAAGACCUGUGAUAGCAGAACAGCAAAAAAACCAACCCUAUCAAACCAAUUCAGCCUCUUUUAAAAAAAUAAUUACUAAAUAAAAAAAAGACUAAGACAUUCAUUUACUGGCAGUAUUUUCUCUUAAUGCAUUUUGUAAUGCUUCCACUGGUAGAAUGUUAGCUUUUGCUUACAGUGUACAACUUGAAGCCCAGCUGAUGUCUGAGAGUAAGUGAUGCUAAUUGUCAAGUUUCGGAAAUGACGUGUUUCUACUCUGUAUUUUGGUCUGUUUAUGAUAAUUGAAAGUAAAAUUUCCAUUGUGAUAAUUUUUUUAAUCUCCACAUGUAAGCAUUAAAGUAUGAGGCUACAUGUUUAAUACUUGGCACACAUUAAUGUUUUUAUAGCUUUCCUAUGUUUUGGUUUAUAUAUUAAAGUAUGAAACACUCAACUGAUCUGCUUUUUUAAAAAGAAACUGAAUCUUUGUACAAAUACUUGUUUUUAUUAUAUAAAUGACAAGCUAUUAAAAAACAAUAGCCUUUAAAUACUGUAAUAAAGGAAGACAUCUUUGCCUUUAUUCUAAAGGCCUGACAACUUGUUUACAAAUUCUACAUGGAUUGAACACGGAUGUUGGCGGGGCAGAACACCAGUUCCUUGUUAGAACCGGUCUGUGGGGUUUUGUUGCGUUUACUUUAUUAACUUUUUUUAAAGACAGCAAACUCUCCCAACAUAGUGAUAUUACAGAAAUGCAUAUUGUUUAGAGUUUUAACUAAACUGAGUUACAAGCUUUGUUUGCUUUUGUUCUUAACAGAAAAUUUUGUCUUAAUUAAUCGUUUAACUUAUUUUUUAUUGGUAAGUCAAAUGCUUCUGGGACUACUCACCUGAAAGUUGACUAUAAAUAAUAUAUUAUAUAUAUAUAUGAAAGCAUAUCCCUGGCUGAUAGAUGCAGUGUAAGUGUAGUAAUACCUAGAGAGGACUCUGCUCAUGCCUAGUAUUGAGUAUUAAAUAGCAGAAACUGUUGAACUUUUGAGAUACACAGAUGGAAAGUUUGGGAUUCUGUUCUUUUGAACCAGAGGUGCUUUUGACUGAUCCUAAGAUUAAAAGCUAUUAAAUAAGAUGGUGUUACUCUAGUAUGCCUUUUGAAAUAGUCUAACCAAACCCAUUCUAGCCUUCUAAGCAUAUGACUCUCUCAAAUGUAUGUCUUACAUAAAUGAAACAUGUGACUCCUGUUCCCCUGAUACGCUUUUUCUGGAGAAAUGAGAAAUGCUAAAAGAUUUCCGUCUUAAAUCUUAGUCUAGCUUGCUUUACCUUAGUUCAGCCUCAAGUAGACCAGCUCCAUUGUUGGAGAUUUCUGGUUGACUUGAUCCAUGUUUGUCACAGAUUUCAUAGUGCUGCACAUGAAUAUUACUGGUUUAUUAGCAUCUGCCAAAUAGUUAAACAGAUAGGAGAGGCCCUUGGCGGUCUUAUACAUAAAAAUCCUGUGCAAAUGAGUUUUGAAAUUAGAACUCUUCUGGGUUUGAGUGUUCCUACAUACUUGUUAUCAAAUUCUGUUUACCUAAUUCUGAGGAAUAUGCGGGUAUUUAUUUCAAAGACAUACCUGUUGGCAUGCAGUAGGUACCUGCAAUGUUGAGGUAGAGUUCCCAUCUGCUAGAAGGCCACCAGUAUGCCGCAGAAAGGCUCAUAAGUCUGAGCUGCUACUUCAGACAGAAAAGGACUAGCCCUGGCACUUGUUGUACAUCUAGUUCUGAUCAAGAGAAUCUAUGUGGCUGGUACCAUCAAUGGCUUUUUGAUUAUCUAUUCUACCCUGAUUAUUUUCUGCAUAAUGGAUGAACUGCAACACCAGUUUGCCCCACAGCUGCUAGAUUUUUAGCCCAUGACCAAGUGCUGUUUUGUUCAUAGAUCACCUUUAACUGCCUGUUUAUGCUAUUUUCUGAAUAGUGUCUUUUAAGAAUAAUUCUGUUCCACCUAAGACAUUAUAUUGCAUCUUUUGGUUUCUUGAUCUACAUGUACUGACUACCAGCUCAGUAAUUUUUAUGUAGGUGUUGGAUUAACUGUGUAUAAAGGCAGAUCUGAAAAAAAGAACCAAUCCAAAAAUAUAGACCACUACCAGUACCUCCACUCCCCCCCUCAGAAAACCCUCAAUUACCUGUAUUUUUAUAUAAAGCUUUGCAACUAUAGUUACCAUAAAAUCAGAUUGGUUUAAAUGCAGUAUCUUGAAUUAUGAUAAACAGGACAGUGGCUCAGAUGCUUUUAACCUUUGCAAAGAGUGGUAUUGCAUUUGUUAUCUAAACUGCCUCUUUUUUUUUUUGUGAGUCUGCCCAUUAUUAAUGACUGACUUGACCCACUUCUUUGCAAUGAUUAGGAAGCAGCUUGUCUGGCAGUCUGCUACUGUGUUUUACUGGCAAUGUAGCGGUUACUGGGGGAGGGAUAAAAACCAACCCAAGCCUCCAGGUUUUUUAACAGCCUUCCUCGUAUAUCUUGGGCCCUUUUUAUUAAGCAGGAAAUAUAUCGUUUGUCCUUUUGUGCAUUGGAAGAACAUGCAGAAUGCUUCUUGGGCUGUGUUACUGCUUUAAGUGGCAUAACAGGAAGGAAAAACUCAAGCACUGUGUGAUCCUCUCCUAAAAUGAGAAUUUGUUAUGUGUCAUGGUGUUCCCCUUACCUAAUGCUGAAUUUUCUGUAGCGUACACCAAACCUGUACAGGUUCCCCUACUUGUAGCCAAGACAAGUAAGCACUUGUCACUAAAUGCUAAACCCAACACUGAAUAUUGAAUGUAAGCCUUAAACUAGGAUAUUUAUACACAUGUAAGUCUGUGUCCUGUUAGUUUCUUAGAUUUUUCAGAGUUUAGUGUAUUAGAAAUAAGGCAUUCUGUCCUGAAGUGUCUUACUACUUCAGAAAGUCAGUCACUAAUACAGUUUUGUUUAAUAUGGUCCUGCAACUUACUUUAUGUAGAUAAUGUAACUCUUCAGAAUUGAGAAGAAUGGGAUGUCUCAACAGAGGAAGAAUUUGUUGUCACUGCACUAAUUAGAGGCUAUUGCAGAUUUCACUGUUAAGAUGCUCUCACAUGUUUUAAAAUGACAGAUUUUAUACUUAUAGAAUUAACAUUACCUUCUGGUGUGGAACAAAUAGUUUUUCUAUUCUAAACAAGCAUUUUUUUAGCACUUCUUGGCACUGCUUCCAAGUUAAUCUUGUGAAAUUGAAGUAUUUUGCACUGGGAAUACUCAUGUGGGAUAUGCUGGCAAAUUUAACAGUGAUGUCUGUUCUACAACCAGUAUGGAAAGUAGCAUUCUACGUGGGGCUUCCUUAACCACCCAUGUGAAACUUUGUGUCCUAGGUUCUUACAGUGCUUCCCUACACAGGAGAUGGAUAGUGCAUUGUUGUGCUUAAGAUGUGCUUAUCUGGCUACUCCACUGCUUUAGUGAUGCUUUUGUGUGUGGCAGCUUUGGGAGGUGGCAGGCGCUAUGGUAGGUUACAGAUUUUCAUUCAUUUUCUGUGGCGGCCUCAAGCUUUUGUCAUGUUUUUAGUUUCUGGGGACUUCUACCACAUAUACAAAAUAGAAUGAAAAGUAUAAAGCAGGUAGUGAAUGCAACUAGUUAUCUUGGUCAUAGUGCUAAUUAGAGACAGCUUCUGGUUUCAUUGUUAGGUUCUCUAGAGCUGCUUUUUAGUGUUGAAGGAUUUUACUCACCUGUGUGAAUUUUCGUGAUCUGCUGGUCAUCCCAAGAGAUGACCAAAGGAUCAGUUAUGUUCUUUUAGAAUUUUUUCUUUUAAGUAUUCUUUCCAAUAUAUUUUUUUCUUUCAAAUAUUGUCACUAUAAUCCCACAGGAUGAGGAAGUUGAACUGUUGCUUCCUGCAAAUACAAAAUCAUCCUCUGAAGUAUGGGGAAAUAUGUAUUGUGUUUUUCCUGCUUCUUGUGUAAAUCAUUAACUCUCUUAGAGUGGAAAUUGUUUACUUUGUCAAGAACUACCUCCUGAGUUUGGCAAUAAUUGGCAAGUUACCCACUCCAGUGGAUUAAAUACAUUGGCUAAACACUGGGUUCUGCAGAGCUGGAUCUUUCAAUUUGCAAAUUCUUGACAUGAUGUCUGUAAACUACAGUGAUCAACCUUGUUUUGCUGUAAGACUCUCCUUGCCUUCAUAAGAUUCACUUCUUAAUCCUGUUUCAGAGAAGUGGAUUUGAGGAAAAAGGUCAGCAUUCUUUGUAGUUGGCUAAUAGAGGUGUAUUAUUCUAAGAGGCCAGGCGGGUAGACUCCCAGUUCUGUGAGUUCUUUAUCAUUAGGAGUGGGGAAGUAAGUACUUUAUCUAAUAGUUGCACACCUAUCACAGGGACUGGAAAUACAGAAACAGGUUUUUGCCACAUGAUUCAUGUCAAGGACUAGCCCUUUCAGAAAUCUGGAUUAAAGUGACAAAGACCAAAGGUGGAAACAAACCACUAAACCCCACCCCCAUUGAAUAUAUUGGAUGACUCCAGUCUGGGAUGGGGUUAAUUCUUGUAUUUUGUUGUUUUGAAGCACUUUUGUUUCAUGUUCUUUUAAUAAUGUUUUCUGAAAUGUUAAAUAUAAUUUUCUUAAUAAGCAAUGUAAAAAAGCAUGAUGAGCAGUCACAUAGCUUUAGCUUCACAAUAAAAUAUUUCAUUUGUCCUGUU